Xiphias gladius (swordfish) is the source of this 10155-nucleotide messenger RNA. RefSeq names its product kinesin family member 13Ba (gene kif13ba). Gene Ontology annotation, cellular component: adherens junction. Gene Ontology annotation, biological process: regulation of protein localization; microtubule-based movement. The record is from RefSeq and is a predicted model, not a curated record. NCBI's taxonomy places the organism in Eukaryota, Metazoa, Chordata, Actinopteri, Istiophoriformes, Xiphiidae. The transcript is spliced from 40 exons. Bases 505 to 5940 code for a protein of 1811 amino acids. Gene Ontology annotation, molecular function: cell adhesion molecule binding; microtubule binding; ATP binding.
CGUUUAUUGCGUUUGGUUUGACAUGUGGGCAACGGAAGUGUCGCGUGACACACUGUCGGGUCUUGGACACAUCUGGGGAAACACUCAGGCGGAAGGGCGGAUUCUGCUAGUUGCUUGUACCUCGACACAGAGGGAGGACAUAGUGGAUUCCGUUGGGAAGCUGUACAUCAUCGCCAGGCGGUUCUUCAGAGAUAUCUCUCUGUUGUGCAUGUACGUUAACGGUGGCACCUCUGGGAUGAAUCCACCAAGCUUCCACGGAUCUAAAUUAGCCAGGAAAAUGAGCAGAACAAGAAGAUAAGUGGCGGUGGUUGGCUUCCUGCUGGAUUUUGCACAGGCUUUUUGUUUUUCCGUGGACAUGCCUUGUCUAUGGAGGAGAGCUGAGCGAAGCUAGCUGGCCGACAGUCCGGCUAGCGCAACAUUUCCAGGGUUUUGGAUGACUGUUUAGCUCAAGAGCUGAUUUAUUUUGGAUCAGCGCUACCUCCCCUCCGUGGGUAAGGAGUCAGCAUGGGGGAGCCCAACCUGAACGACUCCAAUGUCAAGGUGGCUGUUCGUGUACGGCCCAUGAACAGGAGAGAAAAGGAAUUGAACACUAAAUGUGUUGUGGAGAUGGUGAAGAACCAGACGAUCCUCCAUCCUGCGGGAGCUAACCUUGGCAAAGCAGACUCAAGGAGUCAAUCCAAGGUCUUUGCCUACGAUUACUGUUUCUGGUCCAUGGACGAAACAGAUAAGGAGAAAUUCGCAGGUCAGGAAGUGGUGUUCCAGUGCCUUGGGGAAAGUCUUCUCUGCAACGCCUUCCAGGGCUACAAUGCCUGUAUCUUUGCCUAUGGACAAACUGGUUCAGGAAAGUCGUACACAAUGAUGGGUUCAGGUGACCAGCCAGGUCUGAUUCCCCGCCUGUGCAGUGCUUUGUUUGAACGAACCCAGAAGGAACAGCGGGAGGAGGAGAGCUUUACCGUUGAGGUUUCCUACAUGGAGAUCUACAACGAGAAGGUCCGGGAUCUGCUUGAUCCCAAAGGGGGUAGACAAACUCUGAGGGUGAGGGAGCAUAAAGUGUUGGGCCCCUACGUGGAUGGCCUGUCUCGACUAGCUGUGGCCAGCUACAAGGACAUUGAGUCUCUAAUGUCAGAGGGGAAUAAGUCUCGGACCGUUGCUGCUACCAACAUGAAUGAGGAGAGCAGUCGAUCCCAUGCUGUUUUCAACAUCAUCCUCACACACACACUCAAGGACUUGCAGUCUGGGACGAGUGGGGAAAAGGUCAGUCGGUUGAGUCUGGUAGACUUGGCUGGAAGUGAGCGAGCAGCAAAAACUGGAGCAGCAGGAGAACGACUGAAAGAGGGAAGCAACAUCAACAAGUCUCUGACUACGUUGGGUCUGGUGAUCUCAGCACUGGCUGAACAGGGAACUGCCAAGAACAAGAACAAGUUUGUCCCUUACAGAGACUCUGUUCUGACAUGGCUGCUGAAGGACUGUCUGGGGGGCAACAGUCGCACAGCGAUGGUUGCAACUGUGAGUCCAGCAGCAGACAACUAUGAGGAGACGCUGUCAACGCUGCGUUAUGCCGACCGAGCGAAAAACAUAGUCAACCAUGCUGUUGUUAAUGAAGACCCCAACGCUCGCAUCAUCAGGGAGCUCAGAGAGGAAGUAGAGAAACUACGAGUACAGCUGACCCAGGCAGAGUCUUUGAAGGCUCCAGAGCUGAAGGAACGCCUGGAAGAGUCUGAGAAGUUGAUUCAAGAGAUGACCAUCACCUGGGAGGAGAAGCUUCGCAAAACUGAGGAGAUUGCACAGGAGCGCCAGAAGCAGUUAGAGAGUCUGGGUAUUUCUCUCCAGUCUUCAGGGAUUAAGGUUGGAGAUGACAAGAGCUUUCUUGUCAACCUUAAUGCUGAUCCUGCACUCAAUGAACUACUGGUGUACUACCUGAAGGAACACACAAAGGUGGGCUCAGCAGACUCUCAGGACAUUCAGCUGUGCGGGAUGGGUAUCCAGGCAGAACACUGUGUCAUUGACAUUACAGCAGACGCUGCCGUUAUCCUCACCCCAUACCGCAACGCUCGGACAUGUGUUAAUGGUUCUCCAGUAACCAGCGCACUGCAGCUUCACCAUGGCGAUCGAAUCUUCUGGGGAAACAACCACUUCUUUAGGAUCAACCUGCCUAAGCGGCGUUCACGGGGGGCAGAGGAUGAGGAGGGUGAGGGUGGUGUAAUGAAGAACAGUGGCAGCAGUGAGCAGCUGGAUGCAGAUGGUGAUACAGCUAGCGAAGUGUCCAGUGAAGUCAGCUUCUCCUACGAGUUCGCCCAGACAGAGGUCAUGAUGAAAGCCCUUGGAAAUAAUGACCCCAUGCAGGCAGUCCUCCAGUCUCUGGAGAGGCAGCAUGAAGAGGAGAAACGCUCUGCUCUCGAGCGUCAGAGGCAGAUGUAUGAGCAGGAACUGCAGCAGCUCCGCAAGAAGCUGAACCCGGACCGUCUGUCCACAGGCCACUCUGGAGCACUGGUGCCUGGGCAGCAAGGUCCAGGACAACAGUCUCACUACCGCAGCCUGGAGAGACUCAGUAUGGGAGGGAUGAGCCAUUCAACCAGCGCUCAGAGCAGACUGAGGCAGUGGAAUGAGGACAGGGAGGUGGUGUUGGUGAGGAGUCUGAGAAGGUUAAGGGAGCAGAUAGUGAGGGCCAACCUCCUGGUGCAAGAAGCCUGUUUCAUCGCUGAAGAGCUGGAGCGACACACUGAGUACAGAGUCACUCUGCAAAUCCCAUCAGACAACCUCAACGCAAACCGCAAGAGGGAUGCUGUGCUCAGUGAACCAGCAAUUCAGGUUCGACGUCGAUGUCGAGGGAAACAGAUCUGGAGCUUGGAGAAGAUGGAGAACCGUCUGGUGGACAUGAGAGAGCUGUACCAGGAGUGGCAGGACUAUCACCUCCAUCACCAUGACAACCCAGUGAUGCGCUCAUAUUUCCGUCGAGCUGAUCCGUUCUUUGACGAGCAGGAAAACCACAGUCUGAUCGGAGUUGCCAAUGUCUUCCUUUCCUGUCUCUUCUAUGACGUCAAGAUGCAGUAUGCUGUUCCCAUUAUCAACCAAAAGGGAGAGGUGGCAGGGCGUCUCCAUGUGGAGGUGGUGAGGGUUGGAGGAGGCUUAGAGGACAACAUGGCUGGAGGAGAUGAACCAGACAACAACCAAGACGCUGAAGUCCAGGAUCGCAAACUCGUAUGCAUGAUUAAGAUCCUGCAGGCCACUGGUCUUCCCCAGUACCUGUCCAACUUCGUCUUCUGUCAGUACUCAUUCUGGGACCAGCCUGAGCCCAUCAUCGUGGCUCCUGAAGUCGACCCAUCAUCCUCCUCACCCAACACCAAAGACCCACACUGCAUGGUGGUGUUUGACAGCUGCAAGGAAUUGGCAGUGUCAGUGACCGAGGAUUUCAUCGAGUACCUUACAGAAGGGGCAGUCGCCAUUGAGGUUUAUGGACACAGGCAGGCAGAUGCAGGCAGGAACCCUGCCCUGUGGGACCUCAGCAUCAUUCAGGCCAAGACACGCACACUACGAGACAGAUGGAGUGAGGUAACGCGUCGUCUUGAGCUGUGGAUUCAAAUCCUGGAGAUAAACGAGAACGGAGACUUUUUCCCGGUGGAAGUGGUUCCCGCUAGAGAUAUACGGACGGGAGGAAUCUUCCAGCUUCGGCAGGGUCAGUCAAGGCGAAUCCAGGUGGACGUGCGUUCAGUUCAGGACUCGGGCACCAUGCCUCUGAUAGCAGAGAUAGUGCUUGCGGUGUCAGUGGGCUGUGUGGAGAUCAGAAACACCACAGUAAAUGAGGAGGGAGAUGAGAUGGACAGUUAUCAGGAAAGAGAUCUGGAACGUUUGCGGCGUCAGUGGCUAGCUGCUCUCACCAAGAGACAGGAAUACCUCGACCAACACCUGCAGAGCCUGGUCAGCAAAGCAGAAAAGACAGAGGACGACAUGGAGAGGGAGGCUCAGCUCCUGGAGUGGCGCUUGACUCUGACAGAGGAGAGAAACGCAGUCAUGGUGCCCUCUGCUGGCAGCGGCAUUCCUGGAGCACCUGCUGAAUGGGUUCCUCUGGCAGGCAUGGAGACUCAUAUUCCUGUCCUAUUCCUGAACCUCAAACCCGAUGACCUCAGCUCUCAAGACCAGUUUGAAGUUCCUGAGGCUGGAGGUUGGGAUGCCACCCUGAUUGGAGAAGAUGAGGAUGACUUCUUUGACCUGCAAAUAGUCAAACACUACGAUGGAGAGGUGAAAGCAGAGGCAUCAUGGGACUCCACCGUCCAUGAAUGUCCCCAGCUCAGUCGUGGGGGAGCGUGGACCGAGCAGCGGGUAUACCUGACAGUUAGAGUGGUGGUUCAGCUCAGCCAUCCUGCUGACAUGCAGCUGGUCUUGAGGAAGAGAAUCUGCGUCAAUGUUAACCCUGGCCGCCAGGGGUUUGCCCACAACUUUCUCAGAAGGAUGUCCACCCGCAGCACCAUACCAGGCUGUGGGGUCACAUUCGAGGUGGUCUCCAACAUCCCCGGGGACGCCCCUGGAUCAGAGGACAGGGAGAUGCUGGCCCGGCUCGCCGCCAGCGCACACAACAGUCAGUCAGCUGAUGAUGAGGCUGCUAUUGAGAAAUACCUCAGAAGUGUCCUGAGUCUGGAGAACAUCCUGACUCUGGACAGACUCAGACAGGAGGUGGCAGUGAAGGAGCAGCUGGCUAGCAGAGGGAGGAGCAACAGACGGAGCCUAAGUUCUCCUUCUGUCCACAGGCUGUCUGGAAGUAGACAAGACUUGUCCACAACCUGCCUGCUGGAUGAUAAGGGUCGAUGGGAGAGUCAGCAGGAUAUCUUCAUGCCUUCUCAGUUUCACCGCACCCUCCCUCGCCCAGCCUCCUCUCCUUCGACCUACUCCACCUCCCCUUCUUCAUCCCCUACUCCCUUCGCGAUGAGCCCCCCACAGAACCAGGAACCAGAGCAAGGUCGUUCAGGACUUGCUGCCUCUUAUCUUUCAGUUAAGGCGCUGGUUCCUCAGAUGCCCAAACUGCUCAAGUCUCUGUUUCCAGUGCGAGAUGAAAAGAAAGAGCUGAGGCCAUCGCCGCACAACCAGCAGCACGUGCCUCGCAUCGUGACAUCAUCAGGAGGGGACGACAGCCGAGUCAAGACUGAGACGACUGCUAUUCUGCAGCCCCAAACCAAAGACAGGCGGGCAGAGUUCCCAGAGGUCCCUCCGCUUCCUGUGCAUGAUCCGCAUGACACCACCCCCCUCAGCCCCCUCAGCCAGUCAUCAAGCGGCUACUUCUCCACUAGUGUUUCUACAGUUACCCUGUCUGACGUUCUCCAACCCUCCUCCUCGUCUUCCUCCCUCCUGGUUGCUGAGACUACGUUACCCACAACCCCCCCGCAGCAGGGUGCUGACAGGAAUGAUGUUGUGACCUCUGCUUCUCAGUGUGGUGCCAAGAUGGCCGUCGUAGCUCCACCCUCUUCGAACAGCUCAGCCAAUCACAACAGCGUCACAGCGGAAAACUCCUUCUCCAAACAAAGGCUGGUAAACUCCGGAGGAGGAGGAGGUGGUGAAGGGUUUGAGCGGCUGGAGAUCCUGGUGGACGAUGAAGAGCGUGGUCAUGAUGGCAUCCUGCCUGAUUGGCUGACAGAAGGGGCUCAUGUUACAGUAGGAGGCAAUAAGGCGGGGACGGUGCGCUACGUGGGAAUGACGCAGUUUGCUGAGGGAGUGUGGGUGGGAGUGGAGCUGGACACUCCUGUAGGUAAGAAUGAUGGUUCAGUCGGAGGGCAUCGGUAUUUCCACUGUAAACAUGGUUACGGGGUGCUGGUUCGCCCAGACCGGCUGUCCUGCCGUGAUCGGAGCAGUCGGCGGACCGGAGAGUUUGCCCCUCCUGCCCACGUCCCCGUCCUGCGAGGAGAAGGCAUCGUUGCCCGGAAGGGGGAGAACCGCAAAUCCUGGAGCAGUUGAGACGGGGAAACUAGGAGCUGGAUUGGAGAGAUGAACUCCACACAACCCUCCUCCUCCUCCCUUCUUCUCCUCCCAGCUAUGCAACAGGCUCACACAUCAGAACUGACUUACUGCCUACCCCCCUAUUGUAGGAGACUACACUCACAACAUCCAUUCACAGUUAAUGGAUGGAAACAGAAUAAAGACAGUGAAGAGACUAUUCAGAAUGAAUGCAAGUAAGUUGAUGAAAGACUAUGCAGAGAAUAUCGAAGUCCAUGGAAGGACUCUUUAUCAUGUUGGAAGAUAAUGCUAAAUUAAUGGCAGUCAAUGGGAAGGCUGCUGAGAGUGACUGGAAGCGGACCUUCUCAUACUUGGAGCGUCAGAGCUCUCCGGGGGUGUGGAUUGGACGCUGCAGAUGGGAUGAUUUGCCUCAGAGGUGCUUUCUGAGCUGAUAUACAGGGAUGCAACCUGGUCAUGUUUUAGGAAUGAGUCACAUCUGUGAGUAUAUUUAAAAUUUAAUGAAAUGAUCGGGGGAGGGGGGCAUUUUAGAGUGGAGUAAACACACUUUUUAGUCUUCAUCUUUUGGGGUCAAACCCUGCCAGUCUUACUGUGACAGCAGGCCUCUGCUGCAUUUUCCACCUAUGACGUGUUUGCAUCCCUGGAUAUGAUGUCUCUCCCUGGUAUUCCAGAGACUCCGUGUCCCAGAAUCGCCUGCUCCGACCGCCACUCCCCUGAACUCUCUCGGUCCAGUCUGCAGACUGAGACUUUGACUCCUUGUUUGAGACUCAUCUGUCCCCCCUGGACUCCUUUUCUUUUCUCUUGAAAAUAGAUUCUCCCAGAAUGUGCCUUCAGCAUGGCUUGGCUUGCAUUUGUUUUUCUGUGUGUUAAAUUUCUAUUAGCUGUGUUAGUGUUGAAGAGAAUGCCUUGAGCUAAGUGUGAGGUGAUCUCAGGGACUGUAGAGGGGAAAGGCUAAGGAGGGGCUUGUGUGUGUGUGUGUGUGAGUGUGUGUGUAUUUGUAAAUGUUGUACAGUGUUGACCUGUGUGCACAAGUUCAUAUUGUUUUAGUCGUGUCGGUGUUAAAGAUUAGAUGUGUAGAGCAAGAAAAGCGUGUCCUCCUCGGACAAAGCCACUAUGUGAGCGAGUUGUUCGUACUGGGAGGCUUUAAAAGUCGAUUUUGCACUGGAGACGUUGGAUAAGAAGCUUCUGUACGUAAGCAGAACGUUUCUGUGGACACGAUGCAAUGAAACAGGGAGGUAGACGAGAUGUUAAGAGUCCAGGAGGCUGUUGUAAUGUGGAAAUCUGACCGGGCUCUCUGGACGUCUGUUUUUUGACAGCAAGUUCCCUGGUCGUCCUCUGUAAGUGACUCGGGACAUUCUGACACCAGGAGGCACCGUCUAUAGAGUAGUAGUUUGGGUUUGUGUUGGUGGGAAAAGGCACGUGUAUGUGUUGAGGAACAGAAAGUGAGAUGGACAGGCAGAAAUCCUGCUGGGAAUUUCCCGCUCGAGAAGAGAAUCGAUUUCUUUCUAUGCAUUUGAUCUGUUUUAAAAGAAUUUUAGGUUUUAUCUUUUAUUUCUAAAUGACUGACUUAACUGGGAGAGUGAGCUACAAGUACGUUUUGGGAAAGUAUUAAACACAGAAGCAGUUUGGCCUGGUAGAAAAUUCCUGACACAUCUGUUGAGGAAAAACUAGAUGAUGGGAGAGACCUUUGGAUUUUUUUAAUUAGUUUUUUUUUAUCACAUUUACAUUCCAGUGGAACUUUAACAUUUUGUACAGACCUUAUCUCUGUGUAUUAAUUGAUGGAGGAGCAUUGGCAGUACACCACAGCACCGUUUCAUACUUUGUAUAUGCCAUAAAUUCAUGAAGAAUGUAGACGGAAAACGCACGUGCUUCUAAUACUUCCCCAUGCGUUAAAGGGGCACUCCACCAAUUUUACGCACGCAGUUCAGUUUACUUGUCAUCAGGAGUCCUGGUCAGCCCGUGAAAACAGUUGUAUAAUGUCCUCUGUGGCUCCGGAGGAGCCUUAUCAAGUCUGAGAAAAUACAGGCUUGCUACACGAAGACUACAAAUUUAUAACAGGAAGCCCGUGUUACAAACUGGUAUUCAUCAGGUGGGGAGGGUCUAGUGCAAGAGUUACAUUGUGGGAGAUGUAGGAUUCAGCGUUAAUGGUGCUCGACUCAUAAUAGGAACUAAAGUUAAGGAUAAUUUUGGUCUCUGCUGCUUCGAUUUUCAUGAUUCUUGCAGUAAUCUCUCUCUCACAAGUUUCCCAAGUAUAUACUAAAUCGCUGGAGGCUGCGGUGAGUGUAAAGUGUUCCUGUUUGAGUCGUCCUGAGUCUCACCGAGUGAGCAAUAGGCAUGUGCUGAUAGGUUGAUUUAAUGGCGAAAAACAGAUAUAUCACCAUUACGUGGGAUCCUUUUCCCUUUUACGGCAGCCAGGCUAGUUAUCGUAAUGAUGGCAGACCUCAAUAUGUUCGCUGCCGUGUUAUCGAUGUCCACUGAGUCAGGUUUUGCCAUCAUAGGCUGUUUCUAUGGUAACAGUUAAUUAUUGUAUACAAAAGAAUCUGUAACGAUUUCUGAUGUGGAUGAUGUAAGGAUUCAUAUAAGUACAUUAUAUGGACUACUACAUGUGCAUGUAAAGGCACUCAGUAUGUCCAAACACUAUCAUCUUUUUUUCCCAUUCCUGUAUAUCAUGCGUUUCUUCAUUCAAGAAGCGUGAUUUUACUAUUUAUAUUUAAAUGCUUGAACACAUGCCUUUAUAGCAUGAAAAUUGAUAAAGCCUUUUUAUUUUAAUAAAUCUUGCACAGAUGUAUACAUGAAAAUUGCUGCUAUUCGCAUUGUAAAUUUACCUGUACAUGGAUCAAUUGAUUUAUCUAACACUCUCUAUCUCUUAUUGUAUACUAGAUUGGAGUUCAAUCAUUUUUUUUUUUUUUUUUUUUAAUCUAUCCCAGAUGGAGAAACUAAUGUCAGCGCUUUGAUUCAGUGGCCAAUAUAUUUUUUAUGAGGCAGUAAAGUUUUGAAAAUGAGGCACUUUGUAAUGUGAGCCUUGAAAAAGAGACGGUUGGAACAUUUCCUGCGUGAAAAAUCACCUCUGCGUUGAUUUUUAAAGAGGAAUGAGGAAACUAAUGUUGGAGGUGCAUUGAAGCUGAAGUAGGAGACGAGGACACAGUAUAUCACCGUAGUCUAGUUAUUAUCUGUGUACUUAUUACUGGCCUUAAAGCCUAAGACCCUGGAGUUCUCUGAUUGGUUGGUUGGUUACUAUGGUUAGCUGUCGGGUAUGUUAUUGGUCGGCAGGUUUUGAAGUGGUACGUAGGUUGGACUCUUGUUGGUUCAGUUGUUUUUAAAAAUUGUGGUUCAUAAUAGUUAUGUGGUAAUGAAGGAAGGGAGUAAAAUUUUCUCGUGUGUGUGUGCGUGCGUGCGUGUGAGAACGUGGGGUGGACCUGGCUUUGAUUCCGUUGUGUCAUUGAGUUCCUACCAAGAUGGGUAACGACCACCAGCUCCUUUACUUCUGAUACUUGGGACUUUUAGCAGGGAGUGACUGAACUUUGCUCUGGCUGCUCUCCUGAUAAAACUGAAAAUCCACCCUCUUCGGCUGGUGGACUUCCCCAUCCUGGUCUCUGCUCGGGCACUAUUUUUAGGGGUUUGAGAUCACUUCAGGCUUCUGGAUGUUCCUUUAUGUUAUUGUGCCUCAGAAACCAUGAGACCAUGUAUCUUUUACACACUGUUUUCAUAUCAAUGCUUCAAUUCAUUUGCACAAAAGCCUCCAGAGUUCAUUUCUGGAACACUUAUAGAUGUAGGAAGAAAAUACGAUUCAUGGUUCAGUGAUCUCAAGUUAUCUGUUGUUGUUUAAAAUUUUACUAAUAUUUUCUGCCUCGAGAUUUCGGGUUUUUUGGAGCAAUAUUCUUCAGCUGUAUUCCUUCACACACUGCUCACCUGCCUUUCAAGUAAAAAGAUGAAAAUCGGUCAUAUUGUGAGAAUAGUAUUUUACAAGACAGCAGAGCUAAGCUCAAUUGUAGUGGAAAGAUAUGACGACAAAAACAUUUGUCUUUUCUUCCAGCGCACCUCCUCUAUUAACUCUCCACACAGUUUGCAGCGUCAUAUAGAGAAGGCGUACGUUUAUCGGGUUAAGUACGACGCAGACAUUAGAUAGGAGUGCAGCUCGCGAGCUGCAUGAUGCACACGAUCCACUGAGCAACGAGAGCCAUUGCAAUAAGCAACUGUUUAAAAAAAAAAAAAGGGGGG